Molecule: messenger RNA, 1230 nt
Organism: Lachancea lanzarotensis
Lineage: Eukaryota; Fungi; Ascomycota; Saccharomycetes; Saccharomycetales; Saccharomycetaceae
Product: LALA0S06e03444g1_1
Exons: 1
Coding region: 1-1230 (409 amino acids)
Biological process (GO): deoxyribonucleotide biosynthetic process
Molecular function (GO): oxidoreductase activity
Source: RefSeq, a predicted model, not a curated record
AUGGUGAACCCCAAGGAAACACCUUCUAAGGUGGCAGCUAAUGCUCUUUCAGACCUGGAAUUGAAAGACGCCAAAAACAAUCUCGCCAACACAUUGGAAGCCGUUAAUGAGCUAGAAGACUCGGGAAACGCUGGAUCAUCAGAAGACCAAAAACUCGAGUCCAGACUCAGCAAAGCUGCUGCAGAACAUCACAAGUUUCUACGUUCACACCAAGUUCAUCGUCACAAACUUAAAGAAAUGGAACAGCACGAGCCUUUGCUGGCAGAAAAUAAACGCAGAUUCGUUCUGUUCCCCAUCAAGUACCAUGAAAUCUGGCAAGCCUAUAAACGCGCCGAGGCGUCGUUUUGGACCGCGGAGGAAAUCGAUCUAUCCAAGGAUAUACACGAUUGGAACAAUCGCAUGAACGAAAAUGAACGUUAUUUCCUAUCGCGGGUGCUAGCGUUUUUUGCAGCAUCGGAUGGGAUAGUCAACGAAAAUCUGGUGGAAAAUUUCUCUGCUGAAGUGCAAAGUCCGGAAGCCAAAUGUUUUUACGGAUUUCAAAUCAUGAUGGAAAACAUUCACUCCGAGACUUACUCGCUACUGAUUGAUACCUACAUCAAGGACCCCAAAGAAAGUGAGUUUUUGUUCAAUGCAAUCGAAACUAUCCCGCAAAUCAAAGAAAAGGCUCAAUGGGCCAUAAGGUGGAUUCAAGACGAAGAAGCACUUUUCGGUGAAAGAUUGGUGGCUUUUGCAGCUGUUGAAGGUGUUUUUUUCUCAGGUUCUUUUGCAGCCAUUUUCUGGCUCAAAAAGAAAGGUUUGAUGCCGGGUUUGACAUUUUCCAAUGAGCUCAUUUGCAGAGAUGAAGGUUUACAUACGGAUUUUGCGUGUUUGCUGUUUGCACACUUGAAAAAUAAGCCAAAUCCAAAAAUCGUUGAAAGAAUCAUUACAGAGGCGGUUGAAAUUGAGCAGCGUUAUUUUAGAGAUGCCCUGCCCGUAUCAUUGCUGGGCAUGAACGCCGAUUUGAUGAAUCAAUAUGUGGAAUUUGUUGCUGAUAGAUUGUUGGUGGCUUUGGGUAAUGACAAGUUUUAUAAGGUAUCCAAUCCUUUUGAUUUCAUGGAAAACAUUUCGCUAGCUGGUAAGACCAAUUUUUUCGAAAAAAGAGUUUCGGAUUACCAAAAGGCUGGUGUUAUCGCCAAAUCUAGCAAAACCGAAACACAAGGCGACGGGUUUGCCUUUGAUGAGGAUUUUUAA